AUGAAGCUCGCUGCGUUCGCUACAUUCGUUCUUUCAAGCGCUGCUGUCGCUGUCAAGGCUGUCUGCAUCGAUACAGCCAACGGUGUUACUCUGUCCGUAUUCCCUUUGGCGAACGCGACCGACAUCCGCCCCGUCAAGCUCAUCUCGGAUGGAGCUGACUCGUAUACCAUGCUCACAUGCAAUGAAAACUGCGGCGCCAUUCCCAUUGACAGCUGGUAUCUCAAAGACAAGGUGCUGAUCCCGUCGCUCAUCCAAAUCGCCAUCUACACCAUGACGGAUAAUCCAGUUCCCGCGAACACGUCUCCUUCGUUCAAGAGGGUCAGAGUCGGCGACCCGGUGUACAAAUAUCCUAUCUAUUGCAUUGACUCACCUUUAAAGAGCGCAAAGAAGGGCCUACUUUCGGUCAAUGGUGCCACGAACAAAUUCUACCUUUGCGAUAAUCUCAUUCCGACAUUUGCUCCCACGGAACGUGGUGACAUCUUCUAUGAUGUUGACCCCAAGAAGUCGGUCUAUCCCCGCGGCGACUGCCGCCCAGCUGGUAUUAUUGCCACCAUCCCCUAG
Molecule: messenger RNA, 561 nt
Organism: Serendipita indica DSM 11827
Lineage: Eukaryota; Fungi; Basidiomycota; Agaricomycetes; Sebacinales; Serendipitaceae
Source: the annotation of a GenBank genome assembly